UGGAUCAUUUAUCCAUAAGUUCAGAAAAAAUCUCGACGUGAAAUGAGCAAAGGAGUAGAAAUCUUUUACAAAGGCCAGAAGGUGUUCUUGAACAUCUUCUCCUUGUGGUCUCAGAAUGAACCCUGUUGGAGAAUCAUCCACCAGGUGAACUAUGUCCACGUAAUUGUGUUUUGGGUGCUGCUCUUUGAUCUUCUGUUGGUGCUGCAUGUAGUGGCUAACUUGAGCUACAUGUCGGAGGUUGUGAAAGCCAUAUUUAUACUGGCCACCAGUGCAGGACACACCACCAAGCUGCUGUCCAUCAAGGCCAAUAAUGUGCAAAUGGAGGAACUAUUCAAAACAUUGGAUGACGAAGAGUUUCGUCCUAGAGGCGCCAAAGAAGAGUCUAUCUUUGCAUCAGCCUGUGAAAAAAGUAGGAAGCUUCGGAAUUUCUAUGGGACGCUGUCGUUAGCCGCCUUGGGUAUGAUCCUCAUACCCCAGUUCGCCGUGGACUGGUCCCACCUUCCACUGAAAACAUACAAUCCGCUGGGCGAGAAUCCUGGCUCACCUGCUUUCUGGCUCCUGUACUGCUAUCAGUGCCUGGCCCUGUCCGCCUCGUGUAUCACCAACAUAUGCUUUGAUUCCCUCUGCUCCUCACUGUUCAUCUUCAUCAAGUGCCAGCUGGACAUUCUGGCGCUGCGACUGGAUAAGAUCGGUCGGCCAAGCAGUUCUGGUGGCACUGUGGAACAGAAACUUAAGGAAAAUAUCCGCUAUCACAUGGCCAUCGUUCAGCUGACAAGGACCGUGGAGCGUUUACUUUGCAUGCCGAUUUCGGUCCAGAUCUUCUGCUCUGUUUUGGUUUUGACUGCCAAUUUCUAUGCUAUUGCUGUGUUGUCUGAAGAGAGGCUGGAGCUGUUUAAAUAUAUGACCUACCAGACGUGCAUGCUGAUUCAAAUUUUUAUUUUGUGCUACUAUGCCGGUGAGGUAACCCAGGGCAGCCUGGACCUUCCGCACGAGCUGUACAAGACCUCUUGGGUGGACUGGGACUACAGAAGCCGAAGGAUUGCUCUCCUUUUCAUGCAACGCCUUCACUCGACUCUGAGGAUUAGGACAAUAAAUCCCAGUCUGGGUUUUGACCUAAUGCUCUUCAGCUCGGUGAGUCGUGUCCGUGGUUCAACCUUUUUGUGCACUGUAGCCAAUUUCCAUAAUGGGCCUUAUUAGCCAUUUAAGUUCGUAGCCUAUAAAAGGCUUUCCUCGAGGGCUUCCUA
Drosophila yakuba is the source of this 1244-nucleotide messenger RNA. Its product is annotated as odorant receptor 46a. NCBI's taxonomy places the organism in Eukaryota, Metazoa, Arthropoda, Insecta, Diptera, Drosophilidae. Bases 43 to 1197 code for a protein of 384 amino acids. The transcript has 3 exons. The record is from RefSeq and is a predicted model, not a curated record. Gene Ontology annotation, cellular component: plasma membrane. Gene Ontology annotation, molecular function: olfactory receptor activity; odorant binding. Gene Ontology annotation, biological process: sensory perception of smell; detection of chemical stimulus involved in sensory perception of smell.